AAUGAAAAAUAGUACCACAUUUUAAUUUCUAUUUGAAUAUAAAAAAUUAAACACAUGCUUAUUGGACCUAUGUAUUUCUUUUUAUUCAAGAACUCUAUCCAAUAUAUACACAUUUUCCUUUUGGCUUUUGUCAUUUGUGUAUUUAAGACUUUGAAUAAUGUUUUUAAAUGAUAUUAACUUUAAUCUUUCAUACACCUUUCAGAAAUUUACUAUUCGUAUUUUGUUUUGUGUAUUUUGUAACACACAAGUUGUAAAUGAUUAUGUAUUGUUUUUCUGUUCAGUUCCAUCUUUCAUUUUUAUGCUUAACAAUGUCUUCUUAGUCAUAUAUGCCCGCCUACAUUUUCUUCUAGUUCUUUCAUUAGAUAUAUCUAGUAUUAAUUCAUCACCCAUUUGAUGCAUGGUAUUUUUUUUUCAUGAUGGGGACAUGAAGUAAAUAUUCUGAUUUUUAAAUGUUUCCAUUAUAAUUGGCUACCAUUGUCAAUUUUCUUAUUGAUUCUGAUACUUGUUCAGUUUCUUAGUUUUCCAGGUAAUAAUUUAUCUGCAAGUCAGUGUAACUUAAUUAUUUAUUUUUUAAUAGCUCAGUAUUCUCAUUGCCUUUUGUUGUUUCAUUGAGAACUUCCAGUACAAUGUUAGGAGGGGGAAAAAAACAAUGGGAAUGGCACCAAUCCUUCUCUUGUUCAUCUUUAUAUUCCUUAGAACAUACGGAAUGCGUUCUGACAUAGAACUUAUUGAAGAGUAAUUUGGAAUUUUCUGAUGAAUCAACCGUUGUCUUUAAUCUUCACAAGUUUGAAAGGUAUACGUUAUUGUUCCCAUUUCCCAGAUGGAGAAAUUGAGGUUCAGGAAGGUUACACAAAGUCCCGGGUCUAAGAAAAAUGUCUCCCAGAUUCCAAAAGAUGUGUCUAUUUUGCUAAUAGUGGCCAUUCAAGCAUUAGGGGAAAGGUUGCCCGUGGUAUCGCUGGUGUUUCUUCUUCCCACUUUCAAAUCUAGAAUAGUAAAAUAGCAAAAAUCCCAACGGGCAUGAGAGUUAUCAUAGUAGAUAGGGUAGGUUGGUUCUCUGCUAUGGUCAACGUCAGCUCUGUGGCGAGGCGGGUUCUCCCAACAAUAGUCCACACCAUUUCCAGGCUUUUCUCGGCGACGGGCAGCCCAGAGUGCGGAACUUCUCUGGAUGCGCCCGGCCCCCAAAGCGAGGAGACAAGACAGCCCCGAUUCUCCGCAGCCCCAGGUUUACUCGUCAAGGACCGAGGGGCCUCUCAGCUCCGACCGCCUCCUCUCCGCCCCCUGCAGGCCGGCCGGAGGGACAGCUCAGGGCCCAGGUCCGCGAAGGGAGCACGGAACCAAAGAGCGCUAGCGCCGGUCCGGCCAUCUUUCCACAAAGCCCGGGCCGGUCCGCCCCGCCGCGGAGACUCAGCACGGAUCGCGGCUCCCUACCGCCAUGGCGCGGGUGCUGAUCGUGGGCGCCGGGGUGACAGGAAGCUUGUGCGCUGCGCUGCUGAGGAGGCAGACGUCCCGUCCCUUGUACCUUGCUGUGUGGGACAACGCUGAAGACUCAGGUGGAAGAAUGACUACAGCCAGCAGUCCUCAUAAUCCUCAGUGCACAGCUGACUUGGGUGCUCAGUACAUCACCUGCACUCCUCAUUAUGCCAAAAAGCACCAACGUUUUUAUGAUGAACUGUUAGCCCAUGGCAUUUUGAGGCCUCUAACCUCACCUAUUGAAGGAAUGGUGAUGAAAGAAGGAGACUGUAACUUUGUGGCAACUCAAGGAAUUUCUUCAAUUAUUAAGCAUUACUUGAAAGAAUCAGGUGCAGAAGUAUACUUCCGACAUCGUGUGACACAGAUCAAUCUAAGAAAUGACAAAUGGGAAGUAUCCAAACAAACAGGCCCCCCCGAGCAGUUUGAUCUUAUUGUUCUCACAAUGCCAGUUCCUCAGAUUCUGCAGCUUCAAGGUGACAUCGCCAACUUAAUUAGUGAAUGCCAAAGGCAGCAACUGGAGGCUGUGAGCUACUCCUCUCGAUAUGCUCUGGGCCUCUUUUAUGAAGCUGGCACGAAGAUUGAUGUCCCUUGGGCUGGGCAGUACAUCACCAGUAAUCCCUGCAUACGCUUCGUCUCCAUUGAUAAUAAGAAGCGCAAUAUAGAGUCAUCAGAAAUUGGGCCUUCCCUCGUGAUUCACACCACUGUCCCAUUUGGAGUUACAUACUUGGAACACAGCAUUGAGGAUGUGCAGGAGUUAAUCUUCCAGCAGCUGGAAAACAUUUUGCCAGGUUUGCCUCAGCCAAUUGCUACCAAAUGCCAAAAAUGGAGACAUUCACAGGGUUGGUAUAUAGAAUUCCUCUCAAGUGCCAACUCCAAUUGACUGGUGGUGGCUGCCUGAGGCACCGAAGGGAGAAGGAUGCUGAGGCCCUGCUGGGCUUCCUGGAAAGACUGCCACGACUGAUUAGUGAUAUCUGUCAGGAGUUGCUGCACCUGUGUCACCCCCAUAAUCUAUGAUACAGUUGGGGAAAUUUGCCCAGCAAGAUGAAUGAUCUGGGAAGACAACCAGACUUGGUUCUGGAAUUGGUACAUUUACCUUUGAAAAUGAACAAAUGGAUUCUUAGAUAACCAGUAUAUCUCUGUCAGUUUCACCUGAGGCUGCUCAUUUGGGUGAGCUGAGAAAAUGGAGUGUUUAAACCAGCAAUGCUAAAGACAUUAGAAGUCCUAACACCAACAAUGCUACUUAACUGAAAAAGCACUGCUUAAAGGAUCCUACCAUUCAUUAUAUUUUGACUUGUUGUGCAUUGAGAAACUGUGGAGUAUUUACCAUCCCUCUCCCAUCACCCUACUUAAUACUUGCCGUAUUUCUUCAACUAUAAGAUGCCACCCCAUCAGUGUACACCAGGAGACAGUCAAGAUGUAGUUUUCACAUGUGUGAACUUGGUUAUUUCUGGUGCUCUUGGAGUGGGCAGCUGUAACUUCUUGAUAUUUAAACUAACAAAUUAUUUAAGAACAAUUUGAGGAAAGAAUAUGAGUCUCGUUACUGUCUGAAAACCUUUCUUUCCCAAUGAAGAGAAAAAAGCAUAAUCCAUACUUGCAGAACAGUGUCAGCAGCUCAGAAGAAAACCCUAGAAAAAAAUAAUUCAGUGGAAUAUCCUUGUAAGAAAUGCCACAUCGCCAGUGUUUUAGACAGCACAGAGGACAGACUGAAUAGGGAAGUGCAUGGAUAUCAGACAUCAGCAUGUCUGAGUUAAAGAGUGGUUCAGAGAAGUCCAUCUCUAAAUGUGAGUCUUUAGAAGGGCUUAACCAAUGUAUUUCUCUUUUAUUUCCUUUUUAUGUUUGCAAAAGAUACACAUAGACAAAUCCGAAAGAACUUUUCUAUUAAGUAUAAAUUUCUUUCUCAUUGGUACAUAAAAUAUUGUUGUGUUUUAUGGUGCCUUAAAUUCAAUGAAAUGUGGUAUAAUUUGCAUUCAUGGUAUAAGUUAGGAAACGUAGCAGCAAAAAUUUCAUUAUUCAUUGUCCAAGCUCCCUGAUCGCAUUAGUUGCACAUCUAGAAUUAGAAUUUAUAAAACCUUAAUUCUUGCCUACCCUCUUGAGUGUCACCUGUUGCCAUAUUUCAGAAAGGUUUCUUUAAGUAACCAAAUUAUGGGCUGGAUGGCUGAAUAGGUCAGCCUAAAAUAAAGCCACUCUAUAGGCCAAACAAAUGACUGUUCUCUAUGGGUAAAUGUUUCCUAGUCCAAGGACGCACUGUAGCUUUAGCAUAGAUAUAAAAGGAAGAAUGGACAUUAUUUGAAUUAUUUUGCUAAUAAUCAACUGUCAUUUUGAUAAGAAAUACUUAGCCUCCUUGUCUGCCUACCUCUUUCUUUUCAUCUUUAAUUUCAUUUUCACACCAAAAGCACUUUUUUGUGUGAACUUUUACAAUUAGUAAUCAUGGUACAAAGAAACUAUUAGGCUGAACCAUAUACAAAUUGACAAUAUUUUACCAUUUUUGACCUACAGAAUCAGCAGGUUUGUGUGGUUCAACUUAAUACAUGACAGGAGACAGUCAUUAAAGCAGUGCACGGUCUGAGGCCAGAGGACAUCCCUUCAUUCAUCAUUAUUAAGAAUCUUCUAAAUACAAUAGUUCCUCCAUUUGAGCUUCUCCUCAGCUAUAUGGGGAGCCUCUGAAUAACACUUUUUGUGUAGGUUUUCUGUCAAGACCUUCAUUUGAUCAACUGUGUACAAUAUCUUUUAACUCAAUAAACAUUUAUUGCACACUUUAAUAUGAUCCAGGCACUGUUCUCAGCCUUGGAUACAAAGAUCAGUGAGUCAGAGCCCCUAUUCUUAGAAGCUUGCAGUCUAGGAGGGGAGGAGACAGGCAUGGACAUCAUUACAGUGCAAAAUAGCAAGUAAUAUAAUAGAUAGAAAUAACAUGCUGAAAAGGCACUGACCUUGCCUGGCUGAGCAAGAAUGCCUCAGAGCAGGUGAUGUUUAUACUGAGUCUUGAAGGAUGAGCAAUUUACUUGUCAGCAAAGAGGAGGAUGAUGCAACACCACCCAGCAAAAUGGUUUGUUCCAAGCCACAGAAGUACAAGAAGAAGAACCUGAGUUUGAAUAUAGAUAGGACAAAGGCAAGAGAAGGGACAAGGACAAGGGUGACAAAGGUGAGAGAAGUGGCACGAGGUGAGAUUUGAAUGAAAGUAAGAUCCUGGUUAUGAAGAGCUCUCCAUGUGGGGCUUAGGCGUUUGCAUUUUAUAUAACAAAAGACAUUGACAUGGGUUGAAAUUGCUUAGAAAUAAAACCACUUCUUCAGCUUUAUUUGUAUACCCAGUCCAGUUAUCACCUAAGUUUGUAGAAACAUUGCAUUUGCUACUCUAUAGCAGGCAAGAGUUCUUUCUGACCAUCCCUGGCACACAUGUGAGCCAAAGCAACCUGGAUUUGCAAGGGGUUGUUUCAGCCCUGACAUCUCUCUUAAACACAGUCAUUGAGCUGUGGUUCCUCACUGUGGCUGAAAGCAUAGCCAAAGGCUGCAUUAUUGUGAGAUUGUGGCUUUGACAAUUAUGUGCUCCUCCACUGCAGGGCUCUUACUUUACAUGGGUGAAGGAGCUUGCCAAUACACGCUCCAUGUUUUCAUAUUUUCCCUAUUGGGUAAUUGCAAAAUGGGUGAUUCCACCUAAAUACAGUGAGAUUGAUUUCAUCCAAACUGCCGACUGGCUAAUCAGUGGCCCAGUUUUCCAGCCAUGUGAUCUGGCAUCUGCGUUUUACCACUCAUCAAAUUAAAUUACACAGCACCAAUAAAUUACCGGCUCAUGACCGGGCAAAACCCUUUUCCUUAAACUCCUUCCUGGUUAAUACUUGUGCAAUGUUUAAUAGUGCCACAGUUUAUCUAUACAGGGAUGUCAACAGGAAUGUAUCAAAAUUUUACCACAAAUGGAGAUUUAUGUAUGUGCAAAUUAUACAUAGACACACACAUAUAUGUAUAGAUAUGAAUAUGUAUGAAUGAGUAUUUAUUGAUGUGAAUUUUCCAGAUGCCUAAAGCUAAGUCAAAAAUUAAAUCUAAGUCAAAACAAAAAUCAAAAA
Molecule: messenger RNA, 5525 nt
Organism: Macaca mulatta (Rhesus monkey)
Lineage: Eukaryota; Metazoa; Chordata; Mammalia; Primates; Cercopithecidae
Gene: RNLS
Product: renalase, FAD dependent amine oxidase
Cellular component (GO): extracellular region
Molecular function (GO): oxidoreductase activity, acting on NAD(P)H
Source: RefSeq, a predicted model, not a curated record